AUGCUUCCUUACAUGUUUGCAUUCGCCGCCGUUGUGUCUGGCGCAAAGGUCCAGCGGAGACAAGACAGUUGUUCCUCCACCAUCACACUAUCCACUCUCUCCGUCACCACUGUAGAACCGAUCUCGAUCUACAUCUUGCCCGGCCAACUCGCUCCGACGGGGACCAGCAACAACGAGGAAGCCGUUACCAUCGUUUAUCAGACUGUGUAUGCCACAUUCUGCCCCAACUGUCCAGGGGGCUUGCAGGCACAGACAUAUACCGUCACACAAACAUGCACCGGCAACAUCGCUUCAUGCCGGCCACUCGGCAAUGUCUUGCCUGCGGGCUUCACAACGACGCAGGCCACCUGUACCGACUGCCCGACUCCCUUCAGCGCGAUCCUGACUGUCCCGACUCCUGAACCGACCGACGUAGUCGUUACUGAGACAGUUCUCCAAACCAUCACCGAGCCCAGCCUGACCACCACGCGUGCUGUCGUCCGAACUUACACGACCGCGCCCGCCUUGCCCACAACCGCGCCCUCGUUAUCUUCGAUUAGCUACAACGGCCGCGUCCAGACCUUUGACGUAGGGAACUUUGCCGAGGCCAUCACCGCGACCGCCACGGUUAUCGUGACGCAGGAGAAGACCGCCACCGCGACCGUGACCGUGGACGCCAAUGGGGACUUCAAGCCGGUCGGCCUCAACAGCGGAGCGGGACGGCUUGUCUCCUCGGACAGGAUAUUGGUGUUUGGCAUGAGCGCCUUUGUUCUUUUGUUGCUUGCUUCUUCAUGA
Messenger RNA from Colletotrichum graminicola M1.001, 774 nucleotides. RefSeq lists its product as uncharacterized. The coding region runs from base 1 to 774 and encodes 257 amino acids. Lineage: Eukaryota; Fungi; Ascomycota; Sordariomycetes; Glomerellales; Glomerellaceae. The record is from RefSeq and is a predicted model, not a curated record. The transcript has a single exon.